UCAUCCGUUUGCUUCGUGCAAAGCCUUUCCGAAGAAGCAAGCUCGACAGGUUUGUCAGACGGGCGGGUGGCAGCGAGGAAAACGCUUUGGCGCUCUUCUCUCCUGUUCUCUUUUCCACAUUCCCCACGGAUUUCCCAAUCCCAGAUCAGUCCUUUUCCACUUCUCCCAGAGAAUCGGGGUUGUUCGGUGACAUUGUGUUUCCAUUAUUGAUCUUAAGAUCAGAGGAAUUAACAUGACUGCUUAUAAUCAGAGUGACUGGACAUCGCUAGACUGCCCAUCUUUCACCAGAGGCGAUUCCUACUUUCUGGUCAAAUUCUCGUUUUGGGUGGAAGGUGUGGCUCAAACCUCGAUUGCCACUCUUGGCAUAUUGGGCAACUUGAUAUCUUGCCUCAUAUUAACCAGAAAGGACAUGAGGAAUUCGUUCAAUCUUCUCUUGGUCACCCUGGCCGCCUACGACAUCUGGUAUCUUUUUGGCGCCAUUCUUGAGAGCUUCCGGAAAAGCUUCAAUUUGGCGUCCGAUCUUCAUAUACUCAUGUUCCCCUACUUCCUCUACCCUUUGCACCAAACCUCAAUGACUGGCAGCAUCUUCAUGACUGUGGCCAUCGCUUUUGAGCGCUAUUCAGCCGUUCAUUUCCCUAUCAACUACAGUCAGAGCUUGAAUGAAAAGUCCGCUGUGAAGAAGCGUCUGUUCCAAUAUUUGCUCCCAGUUGGAAUCCUCGCGUUUCUCUUCAAUGUGCCCAAGUUUCUGGAGGCGGAUAUUGCUUAUGAGGCCAUCUCUCCUGGGAAAACCUCUCUUGUUGAGUACAAUGAGACCAUUAAUCGGAGCUACAACCACAUUCAACGCAAUCUAAGCAACCCCAUCGACCUUUGGAAUAAUGGCAGCUAUCUCCAUGGGAAUGAGAAUUUCACCAACGCUGAAAAGGAGGUUGACUGGCAACCGUACUUGAGGAUCACGCCACUCCGAACAAACCCCAUUUAUUCGAACUACAACAACUGGAGUCGCUUGCUUCUUCUUGGAAUACUCCCAUUCCUUCUUUUGGUGUUCUUCAACGCCAAAAUAUACAGUGACGUCAAGGAACGCCGUCGGCGCCAACUAAUCCUCAGGAACACCAAUCGGUCCUCACCCGAAAACGCAACGGUUCGGAUAACUCUUCCCAGCCAAGCUCAAGAAUCUUUAGCUAAUCUGCAGAAUGUUGAAUACCUAAAUCCCGAGGGCUUGUCCGCGUUCCCGUCCAACAAUUUGCACGAGCACAUGGAACUACGUCCAAUGAUUUCUAAUGCGUCGGACAUUUCUCCGCGUACACUUCAAGUAAGGCCUCCUGGGCGAAGUUUUGGCAGUUGGAAGGAAGGUGUCACGAGAUUGCCUCGACGAACUAUUCGCAUGUCCAUCCGAUUUCAACGUGCAGGGGGUUCUUUGAUCAAGUCCACUUUCCAAAGGUCAGCUGCCAAUACGAGCCGAUCGAGCUCAGUGUUGACGUCAUCCACUCGAAGAAAGAAUGAGGACAACCUGGCUGUCAUCUUCAUGGGGAUCAUCUUGAUAUUUCUGAUCUGUCACUUCCCUCGUAUUCUAUUGAAUAUCUAUGAAUUGGCCACCAUCCAUCGAUCUCUGGCUUGUGAGCUGGCCAAACGGCCCCAAUUCUCCUUGUGGUCUUUGCUCAUGAUUUCUGUCAGCCACGUGCUUCUAGUGGUUAACUCAGCUACAAACAUGAUUGUCUAUUGUGUGCUGAGUCGGAAAUUCCGCAUCCAGUUUAAAAAGUUUAUCAAGGGCUCCCUUCCACCUAAUUUUUGUGGCAUGGUCUCUUCUCAGACGUCCACAACGGUUGUACUUUAAAUAUAUCAAAUAUUGUGUAUCCGUCAGUAUUUUGGGGUCUCGAAUGGUGAUUCAACUAAUCAGAAAGAGAUUGAAAACCAACGCUAUGUAUUGACGCUUUCAUGGUACCAAGGCGAACGAAAUAUUGUUGGAUCUGAGUUGGUAGGUGUGAUAUUCCCUGAUGUUCCAUACCUCAUGAUUCUCUCAUAUCACUUACUUGACACAUAAACUCACCCCAAUAAACAAUCUCACUCUUGUCGUCUUGUCCAAAAAUGUACUUACGGCCUUCUUCAUGUGUUCCAUUCUCCGUCUAUCCCAAUCAUUACGUCAC
This is a messenger RNA of Tigriopus californicus, 2141 nucleotides long. RefSeq lists its product as uncharacterized. NCBI's taxonomy places the organism in Eukaryota, Metazoa, Arthropoda, Copepoda, Harpacticoida, Harpacticidae. The transcript has 4 exons. The record is from RefSeq and is a predicted model, not a curated record. Gene Ontology annotation, cellular component: membrane. Gene Ontology annotation, biological process: G protein-coupled receptor signaling pathway. The coding region runs from base 233 to 1831 and encodes 532 amino acids. Gene Ontology annotation, molecular function: G protein-coupled peptide receptor activity.